Tauraco erythrolophus (red-crested turaco) is the source of this 2589-nucleotide messenger RNA. The record is from RefSeq and is a predicted model, not a curated record. NCBI's taxonomy places the organism in Eukaryota, Metazoa, Chordata, Aves, Musophagiformes, Musophagidae.
AUUUUGAAGAAUUUUACAUCUGUUCAUCUGUCCUAUGUGGAAUUGAAGCAGAUGGGCCAGCAGCAGAUUGGAAGUUACCCUGUUCACUUUCACCUUUGUGGGGACGUAGAUGAAAAAGGAGGUUAUAGUUUUAAGACUUACCUGGAAGGUCUUUCCAUUCAUCACUGUUUUUCCAGAUGUGUGACUGUUCAUGGAACUAAUGGCUUGCUGAUAAAGGACACCAUUGGCUAUGACACACUAGGUCACUGUUUCUUCACAGAAGACGGCAUUGAGCAGAGGAAUACUUUUUUCCACAACCUUGGGCUAGUCACGAAACCAGGCACUCUUCUUCCUACAGAUAGAAACAGCAGCAUGUGUAUUGGUAUUAGGGAUAAAGUGUAUGGAAGUUAUGUCCCAGUGCCAGCCACAGACUGCAUGGCAGUUUCGACGUUCUGGAUUUCUCAUCCCAACAAUCAUCUUAUAAAUAAUGCAGCAGCAGGUUCACAGGAUGCUGGAAUAUGGUAUUUGUUCCACAGGGUUGCUACAGGAGAUUCUCAUAGCUUAGCCAUUGAAACCAAGUCAGAGCUUACACCCCUAGGAAUCUUCUAUAACAACAGGGUUCAUUCAAAUUUUAAGGCUGGUUUGUUCAUUGAUAAGGGUGUUAAAACAACUAAUGCUAGCGUUGAUGAUCCCAGAGAAUAUCUUUGUUUGGACAACAAUGCAAGGUUUCGACCUCAUCAAGAUGCAGACCCUGAAAAGCCCCGAGUUGCUGCCCUGAUUGACAGAUUAAUCUCUUUCAAAAACAAUGACCAUGGGGCUUGGGUCAGGGGAGGAGAUAUCCUCAUUCAAAACUCUGGGUUUGCAGACAAUGGAAUAGGUUUGACAUUUGCUAGUGAUGGGAGCUUCCCAAAUGAUGAAGGUGCCAGCCAGGAGGUAUCUGAGUCACUGUUCAUAGGUGAAAGCAAGAAUUAUGGGUUUCCAGGCGGCCAAAAUAAAUAUGCUGGAACUGGAGGAAUAGACAACAAGACACGCACUCUGCCUAGAAAUCGGACAUUUCCAAUCAGAGGCUUUCAAAUUUAUGAUGGACCUAUUCACCUCACCAAGUGCACAUUCAAAAACUUUGUGCCAACUCCAGACAGAUUUACCAGUGCAGUUGGAUUCUUGAUGAAAAAUCCAUGGCAGAUGACACCAAAAAACAACAUUUCUCUUGUGAAGUUUGGUCCAAAUGUUUCGUUGAGAGCCUUCUUUGGAAAACCUGGUCCCUGGUUUGAAGAAGGAGAUCUGGAUGGUGAUAAGAACUCGAUAUUCCAUGAUCUAGAUGGUUCAGUGACUGACUACAAGGAUACCUAUGUGGGCAGAAUGGAUAACUAUUUGAUUCAACACCCCAAAUGCAUUAAUAUUACAGAAUGGAAUGGAGUGGUUUGCAGUGGGACCUAUGCACAGGUUUAUGUCCAAACCUGGAACGGACAGAAUCUUUCCAUGACUAUCGUACGAGAUGAGUACCCAGCCAAUCCCAUGGUUCUGCGAGGUAUUAAUCAGAGAGCUGUCUUUCAACAAUACCAGCCAGUGGUGAUGCUCCAAAAGGGCUACACGAUACAUUGGAAUGGAAAAGCUCCAAACGUCACCUAUCUUUAUCUCAUUAACUUCAACAAGAAUGACUGGAUUCGAGUUGGUCUUUGUUAUCAACCAAAUACGGAUUUUGUUAUAGUAUUGGAAACCUUUCAAAGACGGUCAUCUGCUCUGUCAAGCAAGGUAGAGCGCUACAUGCCUGUAUCUUCAAUGGCGGAGCUCGAAAAGAAUCGAUCGGAGAAGAAGUUUUACUUUGACAACAGUACUGGAUUACUGUUUUUAUUUCUUCAAGCCAAAUAUAAUAGGGAUGGUCACAGUUAUUGCUCAUCUCAGGGAUGUGAAAGGAUCAAGAUUGUGACCAAAGAUUCAGCAAAAGGGAUCAGUAACUGCAUGGCAAAAGCUUACCCAAAGUACUACCAAGGACCAACUGUCAUAAAGCGGAUGCCAGUCAAAACUACUGUACCAUGUACAAAAUGUGGCACAACUCAGAUGGUAUUCACCAGCGAUCCUCACAAAAACUACCUCCUUGUGCAGAUUAAUUCGUCUGGUAAAAAAGAGUUAAGCAGAGGUCAGCAAGCAUUUAUUUCUGUCAAUGACACUAUGUUUUCCUUCAAGGAUAAUGGUAUACUUAUUGUUGUAGUUGAUGCCUGCAUUGGCAUGGUGUUGGAAAAGAGAUUAUUUUCUGGAGUAGACAUUAAGCAUGUGGAUGGAUAUUUAAAAUCUGGAAUUCCACAAAGGUCUAUCGUUCUACUGAGCACAAGAGGUGAUGUAGCAAUUCCUAGUAAUUUAUCCGAAGCCUUAAUGUCUCUGGGGACAGCCAAACCGCCUUAUCUUCAGAGCUACGGAAGCCUGGCCUUUCUGGGCUUCAGAGGAAAUUUUAAGCCGUCCUGGAUUAAGCUGUUUACUGGUCCUGCUGGGCAUGGGCUCGUUCAGAUAGAAAAGUAUAUCCCUCUACAACUGGAAGAGUAUGGCUGUGCCAGAGCAAUCAAAAGCCGACGGAAAGACCUCGAGCUUCUGAAGAAGGCUAUACGAUCUCAUUAA